Messenger RNA from Larimichthys crocea (large yellow croaker), 1549 nucleotides. Its product is annotated as UDP-glucuronic acid/UDP-N-acetylgalactosamine transporter. Lineage: Eukaryota; Metazoa; Chordata; Actinopteri; Sciaenidae. The record is from RefSeq and is a predicted model, not a curated record. The coding region runs from base 276 to 1289 and encodes 337 amino acids. The transcript is spliced from 13 exons.
CUAUCUAGUUUCAACUUCUUUCCUUUUCUGCUGACAAAAACACCUGAUCACACAGUAUGUGUCUGCGCAUGCUCAGUACUACAAGACUUCUUAAAACAUCACACACCUUUGUUAGGUUAAGGCAACUUUUUCAACAGAUCCAGUUUAAAGUCAAUGCAAGUACCCAGGACGUUUUCUUAGGGGGUGUGUCGUGUAGUCUGCAAGGCUGCAGAUUGUUGUACGCAUGCGCAGGGGGACUUGUAAGCUUCCGUUUGGACUUAGUUAUUACUUAAGAGAUGGCGGAGAUUCACAAACGUCGACAUGAGCCCAGAGACAGAAACUUGUCACCUGAAGGAGCAUCCUCCAAACCCGACACAGCCGCACCCGGUACCAGCUCCACGGUGUUCCUGAAGCUGCUGGCUGCGGGGCUUUACGGAGUCAGCUCGUUUCUCAUCGUUGUUGUCAACAAAAGCGUCCUGACCAGCUACAGAUUUCCAUCGUCAAUAUGUGUCGGUAUCGGCCAAAUGCUGGCUACGAUCAUCGUUCUGAGGACUGGGAAGAUGCUGGGUGUGAUCUCGUUUCCAGAUAUGGAUUUGAGUAUACCACGUAAGAUGUUUCCACUGCCUCUGCUGUAUGCAGGGAAUCAAAUAUCAGGGCUGUUUGGGACACAACGACUCAAUUUGCCCAUGUUUACUGUUUUGAGGAGGUUCAGUAUUUUUCUCACCAUGGUGUUUGAGGGACUCUUGCUGAAAAAGACUUUCUCUACGUCGGUUAAAAUGACAGUGUUUACCAUGAUCUUUGGUGCUUUUAUUGCUGCUAGCGCUGAUUUAGCCUUUGACCUUGAAGGAUAUGCAUUUAUAAUGCUGAAUAAUGUUCUGACAGCAGCCAGUGGGGCGUACGUGAAGCAGAAACUUGAUUCUAAGGAGCUGGGCAAAUAUGGCCUCCUCUACUACAAUGCUUUGAUCAUGAUUUUCCCCACUAUGGCAUAUGCUUACCACUCCGGUGACUUGCAAAUGGCGUUGGAGUAUAAUGGAUGGUCUGAUCAGCUGUUUGUUGUCCAGUUUGUGCUGUCCUGUGUCAUGGGCUUCAUUUUAAUGUACUCCAUCAUGCUGUGCACGCAGCACAACUCAGCACUCACCACCUCCAUCGUGGGCUGUAUUAAGAAUAUCCUUGUGACCUACCUCGGGAUGGUGUUUGGUGGAGACUACAUAUUCAGCUGGACUAACUUCUUAGGUCUAAACAUCAGCAUUGCUGGGAGUCUGGUGUACUCGUACAUCACCUUCACUCAGGACCAAACAAAAAAGGCAUGAAACAACCGACAGUCCCGUCCCGACCCGACAGAAGAGCUACGUUUCGUCCACAACACAUUAUGUCGUCUGUGUACAUUUUUUUGUAAAAUAAUGCUGUUAAUGUUUUACAAACACAUGCUGCAUUUAUGGAAAGCUAUUUUCUGAGACACUAUUAUCAACUUUUAUAUCUGUAAUUAAGACAAACUGUAAAGUUUCACAGUUAUAUUCUAUGUUAAAAUGCAAAAAAGUUUACACACAAAUUUUUAUCUUUUUUUUUUUUA